Paraphaeosphaeria sporulosa is the source of this 1011-nucleotide messenger RNA. RefSeq lists its product as uncharacterized. The record is from RefSeq and is a predicted model, not a curated record. NCBI's taxonomy places the organism in Eukaryota, Fungi, Ascomycota, Dothideomycetes, Pleosporales, Didymosphaeriaceae. The coding region runs from base 161 to 679 and encodes 172 amino acids. The transcript has a single exon.
CCUCAGGGCAAGCAAAUGCUCGUCGGGGGGGCUGCGCUGCCAGGCGCUAGGCGAGGCUAACGCUGAACAGACGGGCGGGAAUGCUACGUGAAACGCCGCCCAUGGUUGGCUGCGCGGCCGCCUCCCUGUUUCAUCGCCGGUCCUUCAUCACACGCACAGAAUGCAUGAAUGGACUCUUUGGAGUCCGCCGGCGGUCACUAGACACACCUCUUUGGCGCAUUGCAUCACGCCGUCGCCCUUUGCUUGUCUCGUGGGCAGCAUGGCAAACACGGCGUGCGGCCGCCGCUCUGCCAACUGUGGCGUCGCUCGCGGUGGAGCACUCGCAGGGUCACGGCUAAAAUUAGAGGGUGCAUUGGCGUCUUAUUCAGCCUGUCGCCCGUAUGCGUGGAGCUCUGAACGCGCAGCACAGCAUCGAGUGCUUACGCUGCUCAGCCUCAGCCUCGCGCCAGCCCAUCGACCUGGUGGAAAAAAUUAUCGGCGACAGCGUCGGUCGCCAGCGCUGCCGCCGAACAUGCUGCGCUAUUGUCUGCACUCGACACGGCGUACGUCGUCCUGCAGGUGUCGCAGGUGUCGCGACCCUGCUUUCUGGUGUUCCAACGGCGCUGGCGACGUCACUGUCAAACUCUUCCAAGGUUCAACGGCGCCCCUUUCCAGCAGCAUCGCCGUUGGCCAGCGGUAGCAGGAUUGCUGAGCCGCAACGCAAACCUGGGGCACCCCCGGCCGCAUGCUUGAGCGCUCCUCUCGGCAUCCAUUGCAAAUGACUGUUGGCCCUGAGGUCGCAGUUCGGGCGAAAGACCCUUGCGGGCGAUCCCAAGAUGCGCCUCCAGCGUUGCAAGAAUCCGAAGUCGUCUUGCCGCUGCCGCACCGCAACAAGAGCGUCUGCGGCUGCUGCAAUAUCUGCGCAGUCAUCCUCAACCAGAAGAGUGAAAAGCCCCUAGAACAAGCAUCGCACCCCCAGGCCGGGUCAGCAUUCAAACUACGCCGCGUCCGCUUUGGGCAAAAGCGGGCAUG